Xiphophorus couchianus (Monterrey platyfish) is the source of this 4521-nucleotide messenger RNA. RefSeq names its product cytochrome P450, family 1, subfamily D, polypeptide 1 (gene cyp1d1). The transcript is spliced from 8 exons. Gene Ontology annotation, molecular function: oxidoreductase activity, acting on paired donors, with incorporation or reduction of molecular oxygen, reduced flavin or flavoprotein as one donor, and incorporation of one atom of oxygen; iron ion binding; steroid 17-alpha-monooxygenase activity. NCBI's taxonomy places the organism in Eukaryota, Metazoa, Chordata, Actinopteri, Cyprinodontiformes, Poeciliidae. Bases 321 to 1931 code for a protein of 536 amino acids. The record is from RefSeq and is a predicted model, not a curated record. Gene Ontology annotation, biological process: progesterone metabolic process; hormone biosynthetic process.
ACUCGCCAAAAAUGUGUAAGUUUAUUAAAAUGCAUACAUUCAUUCUGGAUAAAGGAUACAAACAUAAAUGUUUCGCUAAUCUUACCCUUUAUUUAUGUAUCUUGAACAGCAGCUCAUGUAUGCAGGCUAACCUUUUUAGACGAAGCAGCUUGUCUACAGACGGGGAGGUCCCUGUACAAUUUAUGAAACCCUCCCCUAGAAACAUCAUCAAUCUACAAACUUCUUUCUGGUCUGCAUUGGGUCUCUCGUCUCUCAGCCGCUUAGUUUUUACACAUAAAAGCCGCAGAGGAUCACAGUGUGCAUGUUCCUGAUUUGACAACAUGGGGCUGAUCCUGUCAGGAUAUCUGCCAGCCAAAGAGAACUCUAGUGCACCUCUCUCCAGUGUCACUCUUGCUCUGUGUCUUUUUACCCUCAUACUGAUGAUGGCCAUCAGGGUAAAACAGAGCCACAGAUUUUUCUUCUCCUACCACCAUGACUCCCACUUUGACAACACAAAGUUCCCUAGUGCUCCAGGCCCCAAACCUUGGCCCCUUGUGGGCAAUUUGCUCCAGGUGGGGGACCAGAUGCAUCUCUCAUUAACUCGCCUGGGUCUGCAGUACGGUGAUGUUUUUAAGAUGCGUUUCGGCUCUUUGCCAGUGGUCAUCCUUAGUGGGUACUCCACCAUCAGGCAGGCACUGGUCCGUCAGGGAGAAGAUUUUGCUGGACGACCUGAACUUUUCACUUUCUCCGCCGUGGCUGAUGGGACCAGCAUGACCUUCAGUGAAAAGUAUGGACCUGCGUGGCUGCUCCAUAAGAAGCUGUGCAAAAAUGCCCUAAGGUCCUUCUCCCAAGCCGAGCCGAGGGGAUCAGGGGCCACUUGCCUCCUGGAGGAGCAGAUGUGCACUGAGGCUGCUGAGAUGGUGACGGUGAUUCGGGAAGAAGCUGCAAAGAACCACAAGACGAUGGGUAUAGAUCCCACAAUAUCCUUAGUGACCUCAGUGGCAAAUGUGGUGUGUGCCCUGUGUUUUGGGAGAAGGUACGACCACAAUGACAAGGAGUUUCUCACCAUUGUGAACAUCAACAACGAGGUACUGAAACUUUUCGCAGCAGGGAAUUUGGCUGACUUCUUCCCAGUGUUUCGUUACUUUCCCAGUCCGUCUUUGAGAAAAAUGGUCCAGUGCAUUCACAGGAUGAAUGGAUUUAUGAAGCGAAGAAUUGAGGAACACAUCAACACCUUUGAUAAGAACUGCAUCCGGGACAUCACAGAUGCUCUGAUCGCACUUUGUGAAGAAAGGGAAGAGAACAGGGACACAUCUCUACUUUCUAACUCUCAGAUCAUCCACACCGUCAUAGACAUCUUCGGUGCAGGUUUUGACACCAUCAUUGCUGGAUUACAGUGGAGCCUCUUGUACCUCAUCAAGUUUCCAGACAUCCAAGACAAAGUACAGCAGGAGAUAGAUGAGCACAUUGGCUCAGCCAGACUUCCUGGGUUUUCAGACAAGCCCAACAUGCCCUUCACUGAAGCAUUCAUAUUCGAGGUGUUUCGUCACUCUUCCUAUGUUCCUUUCACCAUCCCUCACUGCACCACCAGAGACACCAUCCUGAAUGGAUAUUUCAUCCCAAAGGACACAUGUGUCUUCAUUAACCAGUACCAAGUCAAUCAUGAAGUGGAUCUUUGGGGUGAUCCAGAGAAUUUUCGGCCACACCGCUUCCAGGACCCGUCUGGGCAAUUAAACAAGGAGCUGACGGAGAAGGUUCUCAUCUUUGGCCUGGGGAAGAGGCGCUGUCUUGGGGAUAGAUUUGCACGUUUGGAGAUGUUUGUGUUUCUCACCACGCUGCUCCACGGUUUGCGGAUUGAAAAUGUUCCUGGACAGGAGCUGGAUCUCAGCACAGACUAUGGUCUGACCAUGAAACCACGUCCGUACAGGAUUACCGUCUCCCCCAGAUUUUAGACACUUUGGACAUCACAAGUCCACAGAGACGGUGGAUCUGUCAAUACCGUUCACAGACUGGAGUUUCUUUUUAGUUUAAAAAACCUAAAAAGGAGCAGUUUCUCUAUUAAACACACCAUUUGUUUAGAUGUUCAGGUCAAGCAAACUGCAUUGGUAUAUGUUGAAAAUGUUCCAGUACUUAAAGUCCAUCAAAAUAAAAAAGAAUAGAAGCAGUCCCUCAUUAAAAGCCUUUACAUGAACUUAUUAUUUACAGUUAAACACUGGGGGAGAGGAGGGAACCAUUUUACAGAGCGGUGAUUGGUGCUUCAAGCUUGAAACUGUGUUCAGCCAAGGUGCAUGGAUCCCCCUUCUCUUUGUCCUGCCUCAGCUUUUAAACUGCUGUAAUCCUCUCACCUACGUCAUGUCUCUGGCUCCUCUUCUACUUAUUGUUGCUUUAUGUCAUACACAUAAACUAGUUUAUCUUCACUUAUAGUUGCAAUCUAUUGUUUAAAUAUUACUGUCCUGAACCUUUUUCCAAUCUAUUUCUCUCUCUCUUUACCUCCCACAUUCUUAAAUUACUAACAGUCUCAGUCGACUAUAAAGAUGGCAAUGAAAUGUGAAAUUAGGCAAGUUAGUAUCAAUAAACUAGACUCACAGAAGUAAGAGCCGAGCAGGGCAGAAUUAUCCUUAAAAGGAAAGUGUUGUACUCCAAACUGUUGAAGUUUUUCUUUCUUUUUUUCCCCCUAACCUCCUCGGAGGAGAAUGCAUUUCACCGGCGCAUACUUCUGUCAACCAAUAAAUGAGCUGUUUCACGUGGAUUGAUGAUGUUGAGUUGUAUCUGUAAUCACUUCCUUGUUGACAGUCACUGAAAUUUGUAGCUCAAUAGUUUGAUUUCCAUUAGUUUAUGUAACAAUUAUAAAUGUUUAGUGACUUGUAACACACUUGUGCAUUUUAUAACCACUGCAUUCAUCUGGGUUCGCUUGUUCUAACUGUGACUGUAUGAAUUUUACUUUUUAAGAGUUAGCAGAGCACUAAUAAACACAUCACAUGUGAUAGGCAGGGUUGAUAACUAAAAUCAUGUUUAAAAAUAUUUCAGAAAUAAAGAAAAUGCACUUUUCUCAUAAUCUGUGACUCAUUUGUCUUAAUUAAAUAACAGUAUGGGGCAGUAAAGCUGGUCUAGCUAAUGAUAAGAUGAGUGCAGCUGAACACAGGGAAAUCCUGGAAGAAAAAGUUGAAAAAAGUUGGAACUGGGGUAAAACACAGAUGUUUGUGUGUGUAAUAUGACACAAUUUUAAAAAGUUGGUGCUUCUGUAAGACACUGCAAUUACAGAACAAUCCUCCAUUUUCCUUUGUUUUAUUUCUGUGCAGCAGCAAAGUGGUUUAAUCAGCGAAGCAAACUAUGAAGACCUAAGGACCUGUUAGCCUUUUCAUCAAUCAUGUACCCCCUCCAUCUGCUCUCUGCUCUUCACUGCAGGCUUUGUCCUUCACUUUGCUCUAGCCGACUCACAGUGCAAUUUAAACUCAUCAACAAUAACAAAUGAAGGCCAGCGUGUGUUGAUUGGCCACUGAUCCAAAGCAGCCAAUAAAAAGGAGCACGCAAUGUUAGAAAAAGUGCGAUACAAAAAGAACCACUUGUCGGAUCUACAUCAUAGAUUAGGAGAGCGUGACAUUUAAGACUGGGCCCAGCUACAGGUAAAAAAAAAGAAGAAAACUACUAAAAUGACUCCAGCAAUUUAUUUUGAUGGUUUAGAGCUUUUGGAGUGGAACAAAAACAAAAAAGCAGCAGAAGAGCCAAUCUUCUACAAAUUCUAUAAAUAAAUAAUUGCAAUACUUCAGAAAAUAAGCGGCUUGCAAAAACAUACUCCUGAAUCUUUUUCAUGUUCUCUGUGGACAUUAAUAGGUCUGUCAUGAUAGCAAAUUUUGCUGGAUGAUAAAUUGUCCCAGACGUUAUCGCAAUAAACGAUAACACUGUUGUUAUGAAACCAUUUUCAAGUAAUAAUAAUGCAGGAACACAUUCUUCCAGAUCAAUAAACUUUAGAUUCUAAUGAACAUUUAACACUGGAACUGGAAUACAUUUUAAAUGUCCAAAAUAAAUAAACAAAACAGAAACAACAAAUAAAAUUAAUCAUGAAGUCUCUGUAAACAAAACUGUCUGUCACAAAAAUCCCAACAGGAUAAGUAAAGAUAUAAAUAAAAUCACAGUGCAUGAAAUUAUAUGACAGUUCAAAACAGCUCUAUUUAAUAGAUUAAUAUCAAAGUUUAUUAUUUUAGACUACAGCUUUUCCAGUCCUUUUUCUUUCAUAUUAUAAGUCAAACUAGAGUUUUCAGUCUCCACUUGUAAAUUCACUGUUAAAGAAACACAACAUGUGCUUUUUGCUUUCAGUUUUUUAGACAUAUAUAAUAAUCCUUUGCAUGUAUGAAUCACUAAGUCUUUGUCAUCCUUUAGACAAACAGAAUCUGAACUGUGGGAGCUUUAUUCUAUAGCUCAAUGCACCAACAUUCAUUUUCAAACAGCUUUCAAUCUCUAAAGCAAAAUGUGACUUACUUGUGAACCCCCAUCUUCAUCCAACAUUUAAACCUUUUAAACAUGCCAGCGAUUACAAGACUGGCC